Colletotrichum higginsianum IMI 349063 is the source of this 939-nucleotide messenger RNA. Its product is annotated as Rare lipoprotein A. The coding region runs from base 1 to 939 and encodes 312 amino acids. The record is from RefSeq and is a predicted model, not a curated record. NCBI's taxonomy places the organism in Eukaryota, Fungi, Ascomycota, Sordariomycetes, Glomerellales, Glomerellaceae. The transcript has a single exon.
AUGAAGCAUCACGUUCUUUUGCUGGCCGCCACGGCCGCCCACAUGGCUUUCGCCAAACCGAUCAGGGCCUGCCCUGCAAAGUCGCGCUCGACGACCGUCAUCACCUUCACUGUCGGUCCGACAUCCGUAGUCCCGACCCUUUCCCCCGUCCGGCCGACGCCGAUCGAGCAGCCGGCCCCGUCCGAGACCCCCGUCGAAGUACCCGUCGAGACCUCUGUUCAGGUGUCGCCGUCCGUCACCACUCCCGCGCUGUCUUCGGCCCCCGUGGGGGAGAAGGCUGCCCCAUCGUCGAGCAGCGUCAAUACCCCGGUCGUAUCCACGACACCGAUCAGCAGCGGCGAGACUAAACAGGGCAAGUCGACAUUCUACGGCGGCAAUACCUCCGGUGGCAUGUGCUCCUUCUCGACGUACACCAUCCCCUCGGGCCUAUUCGGCACCGCCUUCUCCGGCCAGGCUUGGGAUUCGGCCGCCCACUGCGGUGCUUGCGUCAAGGUCACUGGCCCCAACGGCAAUAGCUUGACGGCGAUGAUUGUCGACCAAUGCCCCGAGUGCGACGAGGGCCACCUCGAUCUCUUCCAAGACGCCUUCACCAAGCUUGGUUCCGUUUCAGACGGCAUCAUAUCGACUUCGUACGAGUUCGUCGAGUGCGGCAUCACGUCGCCCAUCAAGCUGCACAACAAGUCCGGUACAUCACCCCACUGGUUCUCCAUGCAGGUGUUGAACCACAACGAGCCCGUAUCGACGCUGGAGGUUAGCACGGACGGUGGAAGUACCUGGCAGGCGACGACGCGCCAGCAGUACAACUUCUUUGAGAACCCGAGCGGCUUCGGAACCGACUCUGUUGACGUUCGGGUGACGAGUGAAUCCGGAAGGAUUGUAACCGUCGAGGGCGUCAGCAUCGCGGCCGACUCUGAGCAUGAGGCAGCAGCCAACUUCUAA